GAUACGGAACCGGAAGGAAACUGUAGUUAGAGUGAGAGAGAGAGGAAGAAAAGAGAAAAAGAGAGAUGGCGAGAGAGAAGAAGUGUGUGGAGUGUGGCCAUAAGGUUAAAUCAUUGUUUAUCCAAUACUCUCCUGGGAAUUUUCGCCUUAUGAAAUGCGAGAACUGCAAGGAAGUAGCAGACGAAUAUAUCGAGUGUGAGCUGAUGAUUAUCUUCAUCGACUUGAUUCUUCACAAAACAAAGGCAUAUCGACACUUACUCUACAAUGGGGUUACUCAAGAAACUUUAAAUGUUCAGUUAUCUGAUCCUCAGAGGAUUUCACAAUUUGACAGCAUCUGUUGUGGAAAUUGGUCUUGGCUUAUCUUCUUCUAGAUACAUGUAUCCUUUUGUUUUAUACUAUACUAUAAAGGGCAGAUAUAUAGUAUAUUAUAACUUUUAUUUUGGAGAGCCUUUAACGAUUUCAAAAGAUAGAAGCUUGCUACUGCGAAGAACCAAUGUUGAUGAUUCAAGUGUGUCGAUGUGUCUUGCAUCUCUAGAGAUUCUGGUCAAUGUCCUAUCUACGAAUUUCGCAUUUGUUCUGUCGUUUGCACUUGCGGCUAAGAUUAUGUUGGUUAUGUCAGUUGAUGCCUCCAGAAGAAAAGAGAUUCUUUUGGGGAUCUUAAUCUCGAGUUACGUGAAGAUCUUUCUAUUUGCUAUGCCGGUCUGGGAUAUACCCGUUUCGGUGAUCUUCAUUGUAGAUAUGCUCGUUUUAACAUCAAACGCAGUCGCUCUUAAAGUGAUGACUGAUUCAACGACGAGCAGAUGCUUAGCCGCGUGUUUCAUGGCACACUCGAUUAGAUUCUUGGCAGAUCAAAUCUCUGGGUCAAGGUCCUUGAAACACUUGGGAUCUGUGAUGUAAUCUGCCUCUUCUUUUCAGAAACUUGUGAUUUUCUAAACCGUCCUGAGGGUCCUGAGGCAGUUUGUUUAAUCUUUGCCCAUAUAUGUUCGUAAAGAUAAAUGUAGGAUCUUCAGACACUUUUGUUCAAUUCACUUUGUUUUUUGUU
This is a messenger RNA of Eutrema salsugineum, 1042 nucleotides long. RefSeq names its product protein arv1 homolog. The transcript has 8 exons. The record is from RefSeq and is a predicted model, not a curated record. Gene Ontology annotation, cellular component: Golgi apparatus; cortical endoplasmic reticulum. Lineage: Eukaryota; Viridiplantae; Streptophyta; Magnoliopsida; Brassicales; Brassicaceae. Gene Ontology annotation, biological process: sterol metabolic process; sphingolipid metabolic process; regulation of plasma membrane sterol distribution. The coding region runs from base 289 to 897 and encodes 202 amino acids.